UUAUGUACUUAUAUAUCUGGUUUUGGCAGCUGUAAUUCUACAAUGUAUCUUAGUCGGCUCUUAUUUUGAAGGCGGACUCACUAGUUCCGGUGGGUUUUAAUUGUCUCAGUUGCAUCAGAACAUAAAACAUCACUGCCUUCCUCAGCUCUCCAGAAACCCUUAAAAACAAGCAGAGAUGUGUGGUAUCUGGGCGUUGUUCGGCAGCGAUGAGUGCCUCUCGGUUCAGGUCACCAGCGCCAUGAGGAUCGCGCACCGCGGGCCGGACGCGUUCCGCUUCGAGAACGUGAACGGCUUCACGAACUGCUGCUUCGGGUUCCACCGGCUGGCCGUGGUGGACCAGCUGUACGGCAUGCAGCCGCUGCGCAUCAAGAGGUUCCCCUUCCUGUGGCUGUGCUACAACGGGGAGAUCUACAACCACCACACGCUGAGGAAGCAGUUUGACUUUGAGCACCAGACGGGGGUCGACGGGGAGAUUUUGCUGCACCUGUACGACCGCUUCGGGAUCCAGAAGAUGGCCUCGCUGCUGGACGGGGUGUUCGCCUUCAUCCUGCUCGACACCGCCAACAAGAAGGUGUUCGUCGGCCGAGACACGUACGGCGUCCGGCCGCUCUUCAAGCUGCUCACCGACGACGGGUUCCUGGCACUCUGCUCCGAAGCCAAAGGCCUCACAGAGAUCACCCAUGCCAUGUCGUCCCCGGCCAGCAUCGAGCCGCUCCUGCCGGGUCACUUCGAGGUGUUCGAUCUGAAGCAGGGCGGGAAAGUGCGGUCCGUUCAGAUGGAGGCGUUCCACUGCUGCACCAAAGAGCCGGCGCACGCCGUCUACGACACGGUGGAGACGCUGCCCACAGGUUUUGACGAGGAGACGGUGAAGAGCAACAUCAGGACUCUGUUUGAGAACGCUGUGAGGAAACGCCUCAUGGCUCAGAGGAGAAUCGGCUGUCUCCUGUCAGGCGGUCUGGACUCCAGUCUGGUUGCAGCCACUCUGGUGAAGCUGGCCAAAGAGGAGAAGCUGCAGUACCCCAUCCAGACGUUCUCCAUCGGGUCGGAGGACAGUCCGGACGUCAUCGCUGCUCGAAAGGUUGCGGCUCACAUCGGCAGCGAGCACCACGAGGUGAACUUCAGCGCAGAGGAGGGGAUCCAGGCCGUGGAGGACGUCAUCUUCCACCUGGAGACGUACGACAUCACCACCGUGCGAGCGUCCGUCGGGAUGUACUUGGUGUCAAAGUACAUCAGAGAGAAGUCGGACAGCGUGGUGAUUUUCUCUGGAGAGGGAUCUGAUGAACUCACACAGGGAUACAUCUACUUCCACAAGGCUCCGUCUCCCCGAGUGGCUGCAGAGGACAGCGUCCGUCUGAUGAAGGAGCUUUACCUGUUCGACGUCCUGAGAGCCGACCGGACCACCGCUGCACACGGUCUGGAGCUCAGAGUGCCUUUCCUGGAUCACAGGUUCACAGCGUACUACCUCUCUCUGCCCGACGACAUGAGGGUCCCCAAGCACGGGGUGGAGAAGCACCUCCUGAGGGACUCGUUCAGAGACCUGAACCUGAUCCCGGAUGAGAUCCUGUGGAGGCGUAAGGAGGCCUUCAGUGACGGCAUGAUGUCCGUGAAGAAGUCCUGGUACAUCCACCUGCAGGAGCACCUGGAGUCCAUGGUGAACGACGACCAGAUGGAGAAAGCUCCCCGGACGUUUCCUCACAUGCCCCCCCGCUCCAAAGAGGCCUUUUACUACCGGCAGGUGUUUGAGCAGCGGUUCCCGGGCCGGGCUCAGUGGCUCUCUCACUACUGGAUGCCCCGCUGGACCGACGCCACCGACCCCUCCGCUCGGACCCUCGCCAUCUACACCCCCGACAAGGAGCCGUGAAACGUUUACAGUGGGGUCAGAAUCAGCGUGUCAUAACCACUACAAACAGAACCACAAAAAAACACAUCACACUGGAGGGUCAGAGCUGCCCUUUGUCCUAAAAAUAAUCCGAAAAUAAAAGACAGGCGAGAAUUUAGUUUAAUUUCAACGAUCAAACAUACAAGGCACACGGAAUUGACGUCCCCUCUUUACCUGCAGGAAGGUAAUCUUAAUAUUUACCUGCUAUAUCACUACCAAAUCACCUGGUGCCUGGAUCUGCCUUCACAAUAAAAGCAUGGCAAAGACUCAAUUUUUCCAAAAAGAUUCACAUAAAACUCAAUUUAAAGCAGGAUAGAGUCCAGAAAGACAUUUAGCUUAUUACCUGGGGCUUUAACAGUCAAAAUAUACAAGGUACACUGGAUUUAAGUCAUCUCUUUACUUGGAAUAAUAAAACGUAUACCAAUAACCACCAAAGCACCUCGUGUCACCUUCAAAAUAAAAGCAUGGACAACUCCUCAAAUUAAUACAAAUAAUAACAAUACACUUUAUUUAUAUGGUGUUUUCAAACCAAAUUCACACAAUAAUUAAAUAGCAUGUUUAAGUACACACGGAGAACAAAAGGAACCAAACACAUCAAACACACAAAAAUAAUAAUAGAGGCUCUAAUAUGACGCUCGAACGACUAAGAAAAGACAUGUUUUACUACUGAAAAAUAUAUCCAACACUUAGCUUUACUUAGACUCAGAUCAAAUGAAAUGAAUUUAGAAGGAGUUAUCAGAGCUGCUGCUGUUCAGUCGGGUCCUGUUAUUCCUAAAUACUUGGUACAUUUCUCCUUGGUUGUAAGUCAGCUCGCAGAAUGUGUGUCCGUCUUGUGAGUAAUGUCUGUAUAUUCUCCAUCUGCAGAUCAUAGUUGAAGAUAUAGAAAGCUAAAAAAGAUGUAGAAACGAGGUCUUUUAAAUCCAAACUUGAGCCAAUCUGAUGAUUCCUCCUGUCUACAUUAGAUAAAAAUGUAUGUUUUUAUUUGGGAUUUAGGUUUUAUAAUCAAAUGGAUUCAUUAGGAGCUGCUAACACCAAAAGGCUGCUGCUCUAGCUUAUUGCAUAUACGCUGUUUGUGUGAGUGAAGGACCUUUUUGUAGCUUUUCAUGGGUAGAAGUGUUCAUAUGUGGAUGUUGUCAUUGACACUGGCUUUGGUUCUACGGAAGCCCUGAGGGGCCAAAGAGGAGCAACAAAUUAUAAUAAUUACAAUAACUUGGAUUUAUAAAGCGCCUUUCAAGAACCAAUACUGUGUGUGUGUGUGUGUGUGUGUGUGUGUGUGUGUGUGUGUGUGUGUGUGUGUGUGUGUGUGUGUGUGUGUGUGUGUGUGUGUGUGUGUGUGUGUGUGUGUGUGUGUGUGUGUGUGUGUGUGUGUGUGUGUGUGUCUUUAAGUUUACAUUUCAUAACAACAUUUAAAAUGUAUUCUGUCUGAAAAUUAAAGCAAUUAAUUAUUAUUAGAGCAUUAAAAUAUGAUGACAAAGAACCAUCGUUAACUUGGAGUUUAUUAAAAGGCUGUAUUUUGUUUUUAACAUCAUCAUUCAGUAUCUGACUUUCUUUCUACUUCUUGUUGCUGUUUUAUUCUAACUGCUGCUAAAAUAAAUCCACCUUUUUGCCACAGGUGUGUAGAAGGAGGGUGCUUCUGCUGUCCCCCAGGGGGCGCUGUUACGCCACAUUUUAAAGCAGGUUAUUGUUAACAAGCAUCACGCGCUGCAGGCUGGAGUUGAACCAGUAACCUACAGGAAGUGGACACAUUUCAAUCUCGAAAUUAAAUGCAAAUGAAAUAACUAUGUAAGCAUUAAAUUAAACAGAAACAUUUUUAGUUGAAACAAAUGUUCCAAUGCGUUUAAUUUAAUUUACAGAGAACGUAAUAAUACAUUAUGUUUCAUUUUAAAUGUAAUCGAUUUGUUUGAGUAAAACCUGGAAAUACAAUGAAUUCAAUUCCGACUGAAGCAUAAAAGUAAGAUGGAAAAAUAGAUUUUCUUUGUCCUGUAAUUGUGUCACAUUGUCAUUAUAUGACUGACUUUGUUUUGUACUUAUUUUUGCGGUUUUAUUCUCAUUUCUGCUCAAAUACAUUCCGUUUUUUCCACAGAUGUGUUGAAAUGCUGUGCCACCAGAGGGGCGCUGUUAACCAGUUAGUUGAACAGGUCAUCUAGAAGAAGUGGACAAAGUAAAACCUGACAUGUAUGUAAUUCUACUUAUAAUGUCUGUUUUAUUUUAAUCUCUGCUAAUAUAAAUCGACCUUUUGUCACAGAAGUGCUUACUGGUUGAGCUACCAGAGGGUGCUGUAACCCCACCUUUUAAAGCAGGUAGAUCUUUCAACAACAAGCUGCAGGCUGGAGUUGAACCAGUAAUCUACAGGAAGUGGACUGGAGAUAUAAUGCAAUUCAAUUACCAUAAAAGCCUGAAAUAAUGAGGAAGAUCUGGCGAGCUUCAAAAAAGGUUGUUUUAUUCGAUUUCAUUCAUUAUUAUUAAUUAUUUAAGUGCAGUCAUUUUGUCCCAUUACCAUUUUUCUACCACUUAUUGAGGCUGUUUGCGGAAACGCAUUAAACUGAAGUUCCAGAGAACUGAAUAACAAAGAAGUGUAAUCUAAACAUGUUCAUAAUUAAAGAGUUGAAAUAUAAAGUGAUCUACAGGAAGAGGACAAAGUAAAACCUGCAAAAAUAUAAGUAAUGUUUCUUUUUCUCGGUGUUUUAUUCUAAUUUCUGCUAAAAUAAAUCCACGUUUUGCCGCAGAUGUGCUUACACGGUGUGCCCCCAGAGGGCGCUGUUACACCCGCUUUCAAAACGGGUCAUUUUCUCACAAGGAAUCACGCGCUGCAGGCUGGAGUUGAACCAGUAAAGAAAAUAAUUUUAAUAUUUGUCACACACAGGUCAUAUAUCUCACCAUGUGUCCAGGUGGAAGUCCCCUUUAAAAAGCCCAAACGUCCCCCUUGUGGUGUGUUUAAGAACAAUCAGUGAAAACAGAGAUGAGGCACUAUUACAGUGACUUUGGCAGUGCAGUCUUCAGCCAUUUAGCCUUUAGCUUUGAUGCUCCACAACAACAGGAUGGCGGGGAAUGC
Messenger RNA from Eleginops maclovinus (Patagonian blennie), 4931 nucleotides. RefSeq names its product asparagine synthetase (gene asns). Gene Ontology annotation, molecular function: asparagine synthase (glutamine-hydrolyzing) activity. The coding region runs from base 176 to 1861 and encodes 561 amino acids. The transcript is spliced from 12 exons. Lineage: Eukaryota; Metazoa; Chordata; Actinopteri; Perciformes; Eleginopidae. Gene Ontology annotation, cellular component: cytosol. The record is from RefSeq and is a predicted model, not a curated record.